AUGGUGACCAUCUGGACAAUUGCCUUUUUUCUGCUUGGAGCAGUCCAAGGAAAGGAAGUGUGCUAUGGUGACAUCGGGUGCUUUUCCGAUGCUGAGCCUUGGGCAGGGACUGCCAUCAGGCCCCUGAAAAUUCUCCCCUGGAGCCCGGAGAAGAUCGGCACCCGCUUCCAGCUCUACACCAAUAAGAACCCCAACACCUUCCAAAUUCUCCUUCCCACUGAUCUGUCAACAAUUGAGGCAUCAAAUUUCCAAAUGGACAAGAAGACACGCUUCAUCAUCCAUGGCUUCAUAGACAAGGGAGAUGAUAACUGGCUGCUGGAAAUGUGCCAGAACAUGUUCAAGGUGGAGGAGGUGAACUGCAUCUGUGUGGACUGGAGGAAGGGUGCCCAAACCACCUACACGCAAGCCGCCAACAACGUGCGGGUGGUGGGCGCCCAGGUGGCCCAGAUGCUCGGCAUGCUAUCGAAAAACCACAGCUACUCACCUUCCCAAGUCCACCUCAUUGGCCACAGCCUGGGAGCCCAUGUGGCUGGAGAAGCAGGGCGCAAGACCCCAGGCCUGGGCAGGAUUACAGGGUUGGAUCCUGUAGAAGCAAGUUUCCAGGGUGCUCCUGAAGAGGUUCGACUGGAUCCCUCUGAUGCUGACUUUGUUGAUGUGAUACACACGGAUGCAGCUCCCCUGAUCCCAUUCGUGGGGUUUGGAUCGAGCCAACUGAUGGGUCACCUCGACUUCUUCCCGAACGGAGGAGAGGAGAUGCCAGGAUGCAAGAAGAAUCUCCUGUCACAGAUUGUGGACCUCGAUGGCAUCUGGGAAGGAACCCGGGACUUUGUGGCUUGCAAUCACCUGAGAAGCUACAAGUAUUACUCGGAGAGCAUCCUGACCCCCGAUGGGUUUGCAGCGUACCCCUGUGCCUCCUACAAGGCCUUCGAGUCUAACAAGUGCUUCCCCUGUCCGGCUGAAGGAUGCCCACAGAUGGGCCACUAUGCUGAUAAAUUUGCUGCCAAGAAAAGUGAAGAGGAGCAGAGAUUCUUCUUGAACACAGGAGAUUCCAGCAAUUUUGCUCGCUGGAGAUACGGAGUUUCUGUAACAUUGUCUGGAAGAACAGUAACUGGUGAGGUAAAAGUUGCUUUGUUUGGAGAUAAAGGAAACACUCACCAAUUUGACAUCUUCAGGGGGAUAAUCAUACCAGGCUCCACCCAUUCCAAUGAGUUUGACGCAGAGAUUGAUAUUGGGACAAUUGAGAAAGUCAAGUUUCUUUGGAAUAACCAUGUGGUAAACCCAACCUUGCCCAAAGUGGGUGCUUCCAAGAUCACUGUGCAAAUGGGAGAGGAGAGAAGAGUGUAUGACUUCUGCAGCGACAGCACCGUGAAGGAGGAUGUCCUGCUCACCCUCAUGCCCUGUUAAAGCCCAGGCGCAGAGCAGCCUCUGGGGC
Messenger RNA from Manis javanica (Malayan pangolin), 1432 nucleotides. RefSeq names its product pancreatic lipase related protein 1 (gene PNLIPRP1). Gene Ontology annotation, molecular function: lipoprotein lipase activity; protein binding. Gene Ontology annotation, biological process: lipid metabolic process. The record is from RefSeq and is a predicted model, not a curated record. Lineage: Eukaryota; Metazoa; Chordata; Mammalia; Pholidota; Manidae.